Drosophila obscura is the source of this 1371-nucleotide messenger RNA. RefSeq lists its product as uncharacterized. Bases 303 to 1184 code for a protein of 293 amino acids. Gene Ontology annotation, biological process: mitochondrial electron transport, cytochrome c to oxygen. Gene Ontology annotation, molecular function: enzyme regulator activity. The transcript has a single exon. Gene Ontology annotation, cellular component: mitochondrial inner membrane. The record is from RefSeq and is a predicted model, not a curated record. NCBI's taxonomy places the organism in Eukaryota, Metazoa, Arthropoda, Insecta, Diptera, Drosophilidae.
CGAAAAGAAAAAGCAAAAAGAAACAUUAGAAAAGAAAACGGAAGAGUGAACUACAGAAAUUGCUCAUCUGUGGGCUACAAUGUGGGCGAUGGCAUUUUCUUGGCUGCAUUCUUUUUGGGGAAAAUCCAUCAGAGGAGAUUCCUUAAUUCAGAAUUAACACAGAAAUUCUAUCGCUUCAUUUGUAAAUUCCAUCAAAGUAGUUUUAAUACUCUACAGAGUAGAAGCUACACAAACAAAAUUCAAAAUUGAUGUUUCGGAAUCUAAGAACAAUAAAUUUUUGGUUUUUCUUUUUUCUCUAAAUUAUGCUGCAUCUAUUUCGAUAUCUAAGCCGUUUGCAAACCGUAUCCAGACAUGCAAAAACCAGCAGAAAUAUGUCCCAGAACACAUCUAAGCUUAAGACCAAUUGCAGCGAGAAUAAAGUUGAAAUUCCGAAGGACGAAACGAUCAUUUGUGGCGGCAGUAAAUGCAAACCAAGGAAAAAAAUACCGUGCUCACCGGUCGGUGCAGGUGCAGUGCAGGCAAGCAGCGAGGAUUUGCUCAUAAGUCGUGAGAAAAAAUGUGUCAUGAUCAACAAGAAGCAAAAUCUAGCGACAAUUCAAGGGGGCGGCAAGACACGUGAUCCAUGCAAACCACCGAAAGAAAAGAAGCCAAAGCACAGUGGUGGGGGCAUGAAGCGUUGGCGCAACAUAUCCCUAUUUGUCAUACUGCCAAUGGUGGCCUUACUGACGGCUCUCGUAUUUAGCACACAUAAAGAGCACGAGCAUCCAGAGUUUCUGUAUUAUCCUCACAUGUACAAGCGAACGAAGCCCUAUUGGUUCAAGGAUGGCAAUCGAACUGCUUUUCAUAAUAGCCAUCAGAAUGCCCUACCACCUGCUGGCUAUGAGGAUGAAAUAGAUGAGCAGGGAGUUGGCCAGGAACCGGAGACGGAAAAGGACAAAAAGCAACGGAUAGGCGAUUUUGAGAAAUUACUCAAAGACUGGGAGAAAAAUGGCAGCGGAAGUGCUGCUCAUGUUAAGCCAGAGGCCGUGGCUGCUGAGCAGCACGAGACAGCCGCUGAGACUGUGCAAAAGCAUGCUGAGGCAGAGCAGAAGCAUCAUCCUGAGGCAGCAGAGAAGCCCAAGGAAGUGGAACAACUAUAUUCAAAGAAACUACCGAUCUACGAUGUUGAGGAAGAGGAGGAAUAACAUUACCGGCAAAGGAUGAGGUUCUCUUUGGGAAAUUACACCAAUAUUAUUAGGGCAGACUUUUUUCUGGCCUUUUUGGAAAUUCCAUCAAAUUGCUAAAGCAGCCUUGGGUAUUAGCCACAAAUGUUGCGCCGUAGGGUAGCCGUUUCAAAUACAAAUUUAUUGCCUACUUUAAGGCGUAAUGCUA